AUGGCUAAAACCUGUAUCUCAAACUGCAUCAAUGACACCAGGGUCCCUCUCCCAGUCAGGCCAACCUACGUGAACCUCUAUAAGUGGCCGGAAUCUGAUGCUGAGUUUGUAAGGUCACUGAGCUCUGACUGGCGCAGUAAUGGAGGUCGUGCACACCCCACGGUUGUUGAUAGCAUUUCAUGCAGGCAAAUAUACCUGAGGAGCUACACGUUUCAUAGGAACAACCAAACCGAGACUGAAAACACAAAAUGUUUUGGCAGAUCAUCAGUUAAUAAGAAGGAAAAGGCCGGAAAGAUCAGUCCUAGAAGAAAAAACAAGUCCGAAACUGUGGCCACAAAGAAGUGUACGGCUCUCAGAAGGGCCAAAGAGGUCUCUUGUGCCGCCCUUUUGGCGAUGUUUCGGAGGCUGUUGGCCUGCACAUCCAAGGUUGAUGUGGCUGAUCAUCAUGGAGAUUGA
Molecule: messenger RNA, 456 nt
Organism: Gossypium raimondii (Peruvian cotton)
Lineage: Eukaryota; Viridiplantae; Streptophyta; Magnoliopsida; Malvales; Malvaceae
Exons: 1
Coding region: 1-456 (151 amino acids)
Source: RefSeq, a predicted model, not a curated record